CACACGCUACUUCAUGACCCAGGUGGAGGAGAAGCAGUACGCUGUGGAUCAGAACCUGUUGAAGGAGUACUUUCCCAUGGAGGUGGUGACUCGGGGGCUGCUGGACAUCUACCAGGAGCUGCUGGGUUUGUCCUUCGAGCUGGUGGCCGGAGCCGCCGUCUGGCAUCCUGACGUCACUCUGUACUGCGUGAAAGACCGUGGCAGUGGACGGAUGGUGGGACAGUUCUACCUGGACCUCUACCCAAGGGAGGGGAAGUACGGGCACGCCGCCUGCUUCGGCCUCCAGCCCGGCUGCCUCCUGCCCGACGGCAUGCGGCAGAUGUCGGUGGCGGCCAUGGUGGCUAACUUCAGCAAGCCGACGGCCGAUGCUCCAGCCCUCCUGCAGCACGACGAGGUGGAGACGUACUUCCACGAGUUCGGCCAUGUUAUGCACCAACUGUGCGCUGAGGCGGACUACGCCAUCUUCAGCGGGACUCAUGUGGAGCGAGACUUUGUGGAGGCUCCGUCUCAGAUGUUGGAAAACUGGGUUUGGGAGAAGGAGCCUCUGCAGAGGAUGUCGAAACACUACAAGACGGGCAGCAGCAUCCCCGAGGAGCUGCUCGACAAACUCAUCAAGUCCCGGCUCGCCAACACCGGUACGUACCGCAGGCCACUUCCACCAGUACUACACGUACUACUGCAGUACUACACGUACUACUGCAGUAGCAAAU
This is a messenger RNA of Paralichthys olivaceus (Japanese flounder), 710 nucleotides long. NCBI's taxonomy places the organism in Eukaryota, Metazoa, Chordata, Actinopteri, Pleuronectiformes, Paralichthyidae. The record is from RefSeq and is a predicted model, not a curated record.